Molecule: messenger RNA, 684 nt
Organism: Ixodes scapularis (black-legged tick)
Lineage: Eukaryota; Metazoa; Arthropoda; Arachnida; Ixodida; Ixodidae
Exons: 7
Coding region: 1-684 (227 amino acids)
Molecular function (GO): metallopeptidase activity
Source: RefSeq, a predicted model, not a curated record
AUGAUGGAACCCCGUAGAUUAUCUGUCAAAGGUUCAGCUUAUCUUGAACUUUACUUUUUGUUUAGUAAAGAGCACAAACAACAUGUCAAACAUGAGAGUGGAUAUUUAAGAAAGUUUGUGAAAAAGAUGAACGAUAUAUUUGAGUCUCAGAAAAAUUUACUACGAGUAACGCUCACUUUUCUAAAGGCCAGCGUGUGGAAUCCCGGCAAGCAAGCUUACACAUCUGGAGGAAGGCUGAAUGCUGAAGUGCUAAAAAAACUACUGAAAAAACAGGCGACCAGAGUAGAGACGAAGUGGCAUAAAACGCACCCCCAUCAACCCAUCAGUGCCGUUAUCUUUGUUACCACGGAGGAAAUUAUGAACAAAACUACAAAUCGUCCAAAAAUUGUUGCAGGCAUCAGUGGAAGAAUCGGAGGAAUUUGUCUGGCGGAAGAGAAAGUAGCUGCAGCGACAGAUGACGGCAACUACAGCGGAGUCAGGGAAGUUGCUCGUCAGCUAUCGUUUCUCAUGGGUGCUGUGAAUGACGGCGAGGGUCCUCCAGGAGCCGAAUUCGUGAGAGGAAGUGACGGUGCAGAAGGCUGUGACCCUAACGAUGGAUUUCUCAUGGGUAAAUGGGGAAACGAUCGGAAAAGCUUUGGCUUAUCUAGCUGCACUCCACACCAGUUCGUGAUGGGACUGAGGUAA